AUGCACCUACAACAAAGAACGGAUCUUGUCAAGAACAUUGCUACGCGUCCUGGUAGAGGAGGUCAGGCAACAUACUUGUCUAGUUUGGAGGGUACAUAUAUGGAAUACGUGGUACUUCCAUCAUCAUGUGGAGAUUAUGAUGAUACAUAUUUAGAAGAAGAAGUUGUUCCUAGUCAAAACGAGGAUGGCGCAUUUGUUUAUUAUGGAGAUUACAAUGAUCAAAUCCCAGAUAACUUUGAACAUGCAGCUGAACAUGUUUAUGGAGACGGACAUGUAGAAGACGAAUAUGAACAUGAUGGAGAUGACGAUGAGGACGAUGACGAUGUUGAGGAUGAUGAGGAGGAGGAUGCGUACGAUGAUGAGGAUUUGUAUGAUGAUUAUGAUGUUGAGUCGGAGGAUUUAUGA
Papaver somniferum (opium poppy) is the source of this 405-nucleotide messenger RNA. Its product is annotated as prostatic spermine-binding protein-like. The coding region runs from base 1 to 405 and encodes 134 amino acids. The record is from RefSeq and is a predicted model, not a curated record. The transcript has a single exon. NCBI's taxonomy places the organism in Eukaryota, Viridiplantae, Streptophyta, Magnoliopsida, Ranunculales, Papaveraceae.